AACGCGCUUGGUUGCUGGCGGCUCACACCCCAGCCUCUCAGCCCCUCCCCUGUGGAGCACUGAGAGCCCUCAACCCAAAGAGGCUCGUUGCUCGUUGCUCGUUUGAGAAGUCGAAAGGUUUACCCAGGAGACGAAAAAGCCGGAAAAAGAUACGAGAAAUGCCUGCAAAGGAAAAAACUUGAAGGCAAAGCUAAAGCCGGGAGUAUACUGGGGGAUACAGGAUCUGUGGCAACCGCGACUAUGGUUCGGCGCCAAAUGCCGCCGCGCGCCUGCAAGAGCAAGAGCCAGAGCGCCGCCAGGCCCAGUCUUAGUCCCAGCCGCCUGGCCAAGAAGCCCAGCCUGACGCCGACCACCGGUUCUCAGGCGCCAUCGCAGACCAUCGCAAAGUCGAGGCCCACCGGUCUCGAGACGAUUUUUGAACGGCACGGCAAUGAGGACGACGGGCCCACCAGCAGCCAUGCCGUGGCAUUCGGCGAGUGCCAGCGCCGCGUCCUCGCCCUGGGUACGGGCGAAAAAAAAAGAACCCUGUCGCAGAAGAGCUGCCUGAAGGUGCGCAACACCUUGGGCGAAAGCAGCACCCGGCACAUGAUGACACUGCGGGCGUCCCGCACUACUUUGGACAGCGUAAUGCUCGGGGCUCGGACGAUGAAGGCGACAUCCACAUCGGGGAAUCAACAUAAAUGGGUGGCUCCGCGGACGGUGUUCCAGCAGUCGCGCUUGGGCGGUCCGAGUGAGCAGUAA
Drosophila miranda is the source of this 741-nucleotide messenger RNA. RefSeq lists its product as uncharacterized. The transcript is spliced from 3 exons. NCBI's taxonomy places the organism in Eukaryota, Metazoa, Arthropoda, Insecta, Diptera, Drosophilidae. The record is from RefSeq and is a predicted model, not a curated record. The coding region runs from base 241 to 741 and encodes 166 amino acids.